Pezoporus occidentalis (night parrot) is the source of this 3698-nucleotide messenger RNA. RefSeq names its product myosin XIX (gene MYO19). Gene Ontology annotation, cellular component: cytoplasm; vesicle; myosin complex. The record is from RefSeq and is a predicted model, not a curated record. Gene Ontology annotation, molecular function: actin filament binding; ATP binding; microfilament motor activity. Gene Ontology annotation, biological process: actin filament organization; vesicle transport along actin filament. The transcript has 25 exons. Lineage: Eukaryota; Metazoa; Chordata; Aves; Psittaciformes; Psittacidae. Bases 134 to 3031 code for a protein of 965 amino acids.
CGCCGCUCUGCCCGGUGACCGCUGCCCUCCGCCUCGACCCGCGCAGCGCCCGCGGCAUUGUUCAGUCUGGUUUGAAUGAGACACUCUACGGUAAAGGCCCUCUCCAGCAUUCCCAUCGAUAGGGCUGGACAAGAUGCCAAAGCAGAAAAAUGGCCCGAAAGAAGAUUCUGCUAUCCAGAAUGACCUCAAUGAAUCGUUUGAGGAAGAAGUUAGAGCAUUCCUCAGUGAUGAAGAGAAACUGCAUCUUUUUGACGACCUCACAAAGGUUAAUCCGGUGACAACUACAACAGUUCUGAAAUGUCUUCAAGCAAGAUAUACAGUAAACUUGUUUUAUACAAAUGCUGGCUGCAGCCUGGUGGCUUUAAAUCCGUUUCAGCCUGUCUCCUACCUCUAUUCACCAGAGCUUAUGAGAGAGUACCAUGUUGCACUUCAUCCUCAGGAUUUAAAACCUCACAUCUUUGCAGUGGCUGAGCAAACCUACCGAAACGUCCAAAGCCAGAUAGCCCCUGUAAACCAGUCUAUAAUUGUAAGUGGAGAAAGUGGUGCUGGGAAGACCUGGACAUCUCGCUGCCUUAUGAAAUUCUAUGCUUCUGUUGCUGCUCCGGUUAUCUCCCCUAAAGGCAAUGAAACUGUGGAAAGGAUAGAGAAAAGAGUGUUGGAUUCAAACCCUGUCAUGGAAGCAUUCGGAAACGCAUGUACCCUGCGGAAUAACAACAGCAGCCGUUUUGGAAAGUAUAUCCAGCUUCAGUUAGACAGGUGUCACCAUCUGACUAGUGCUUCCAUUCAGACUUUCCUUUUGGAGAAGACCAGAGUUGCUUAUCAGGCCCCCAAUGAAAGAAACUUUCAUAUUUUUUAUCAGAUCACAAAAGGUGCUACUGCAGAGGAGAGGUUGGAAUGGAACCUUCCAGAAGGGGCUGAGUAUUGUUGGCUGCCAAAUUCUGAAAGGAACUUAGAUGAGGACUGCUUCGAGGUGACCAGAGAUGCAAUGUUUCACUUGGGCAUUGACCACUCCACACAGAACAAUAUUUUCAAGGUACUUUCAGGCCUUCUUCAUCUUGGGAAUGUUCAAUUCUCUAAUCCAGUGGAUGAAUCUCAGCCUUGUGAACUAGAAGACAAAACCAAAGACUCUGUGAAGACUGCUGGAGCUUUGCUGCACAUCCCUGUUGAGGAGCUCCUGGAGUCACUAAGGAUUCGAACAAUAACUGCUGGAAAACAACAACAGGUCUUCAAGAAGCCAUGCUCCAGAGCCGAGUGUGAGACCAGGAGGGACUGCCUUGCCAAAGUGAUUUAUGCCAAAUUGUUUGAGUGGCUCGUUUUGGUCAUAAAUGAAAGCAUCUAUGCAGAUCCAUCAGCAUGGACCAACUUCAUAGGUUUGUUGGAUGUUUACGGUUUUGAAGCCUUCCCUGAAAACAACUUGGAACAGCUGUGUAUUAACUAUGCCAAUGAGAAACUGCAGCAGCACUUUGUAGCGCACUAUCUGAAAGCACAACAGGAAGAAUAUGCAGCUGAAGGCUUACAGUGGUCUUUCAUCGACUACCAGGAUAACCAGAAGUGCCUUGAUCUGAUAGAGGGCAAUCCCCUCAGCAUUUUUUCUUUGCUGAAUGAGGAGUGCCGUCUGAACAGAUCCUCUAACACUGACCUCUUUCAAACUCGGAUUGAGAAGGCCUUGUCUAAUAAUCAAUGUUUAAGUCGAAACAAGUUUAGUAAGAAGCCUAACUUUAUUAUUUCACAUUAUGCUGGCAAAGUCUGUUACCAGUUGGCAGCAAUGGUGGAGAAAAAUAAGGACCCCAUUGCACCAGAACUGGUCCAGGUUCUGCAGAAUUCAAAGGACCCUUUGCUUCAGAAAUUAUUUCCUGUGACAGAAAGGAACCAGAAUAACAUCAAACCCCAGAACAGAGCAGCUGUGGUGACAGUGGUGGCCAAGUUCAAGGGUUCACUUGAGCAUCUCAUGGAGAUUCUGAAUAGCACCACACCACAUUACAUCCGAUGCAUCAAGCCUAACGCCGACUGCAAGGCAAUGACUUUUAAAAGAGAAGAGGUUCUCAGCCAGCUUCAGGCGUGUGGAAUUGUAGAAGCCAUCACCAUCAGUGCAGCAGGCUUCCCUGUUAGAAUCCCUCUCCAGAGUUUCACUGAGCGCUAUGAAAUACUGAGAACAUCACGUGGAUGCAGUAAAAACAGAGGCUGUGAUAAAAGCAACUGUCAUACUGCUGAGCAAAAUGGCAAGCCUCCAGUGACGGAUGAUGACAGAGCAUCACGCUCCCUGGUUUUUGAGAUCCUUCAGAAUGUGACUGGACAAAGUGCUGCUGAGCAGACAGGGAACAGAGCAGAAAACACGUCAGUGUACUGCGGCAAAACCAAAGUAUUUAUGGCAAGUUCUGUGCUGGAGCAGCUGGAAGCUAGAAGAGCAGAGGUGCUAAAUGAGAAAGCAUUUUGCAUUCAGUGUUGCUGGAGAAGAUUUAAGCAGAGGAAACUAGCAAAGGAGACGUGGUCUGCAACUGUCAUCCAAGCAGCUGUUCGUUCCUGGUUAGCCAAGAAUCACUUCCAAAGGAUGCGCAGGGCUGCUCGUGUCAUUAAGCAUGGCUGGAGGAAAUGGAAAGCAAAAAUGGCUGCGUUAGCAGCAGCAGAAUUGGAUGAGGGUGAGGAAAAGGGGUUCUCCGUUCCUGGAGCUACGCUGAUCUCAGCCAAACCACCUUGCUCUUUGGAAACAACUUGGCCUCUGCAGGCAAUAAUUCAGUUCUGGCCUCUUGGCCUUGUCCUGGCUGCUGCACCCGUUACUGUAACAGGGCCUCGGAGGGACCUGUCCUUGCUGGCAUGCCUCAAAGUGCUUCAGGAGAAUGACUGCUACAAGGUGGAAAGCUGUUUCUUUGGCUGUGGCAUCACCUCCAUUAGAGCUCUCCCACAGGGGUCUGUCAAGUUCCACUGUAAGAAGUCUCCCCUGCAUUACGCAGAUGUCAGCCCCCACACGGAUGCCCACUCCAUCACUGGAUUUAACCAGAUUUUAUUGGACAGAAAAAAACUCCUUCCAACAUAGCUUUUGGCCAUCUUAUUGGACUUUUUCCUUCAGGGAAGGGCUGUCUGCAAGCUGCUGCUUUCAAAUUACUCAACGUCCAUAUCUGCUGCUACCUCAGAGCUUUCUGUAUCAAUGCAUUGUAUGUAUAAUAUGCUUCAAAUUUAAAAUGGGGGGACAUUCCUCCUCUCACACACAUGCACAUAUUAGAGGAAAUAUCAGUACUAUGAGAAUAUUCAACAUAAUUAAAAGAAAUCAAAUGCUUUAAGCAGUAAAUACUUGAAGUGAACACUUCUGGCACCACCUGGGAGAAGUAAGAGGCUGAUAAUGAGCGAGCAACUAAGGCAAACAUUUCUGAUACAUGCUGGAUUCCUGUUGGGGGUCAGUAACAUAACACUUCUGACUGUGACUGAAGGAUGAGUAGCAGCCAACUGUAACACUAAAGGCAGAUGUCUCAGGGAAAAGCAAGACUGAACAUUUGUUUUUUAUCUAUACAACCAAAAUACAUGUAUCCUCCCAGCUGCCAUGCAUUUCUAGGACGCCCUUGUCAACAGCAUGGCCUCUGCCAUGGGGCCAGGGUUUUCCCCAGAGGUGCUCUACACUGCCUGUUUGCUGCUUGUAUCAGCCUUGAAAGUGUUCAGCUCUCCUGUGUAUAUGCCACUUUUAAAUAAACCAUUGAAUACCUUAUAAA